UUUUUAUAUUUAUUUUUUAUCCACGUAAUUACACAAAAUGAAUUUAUAUCUGUAGCAGCUCGUAAGAUUUUAGGUUGUAUAAAUAUUUAAACAAAUUUCCUAUCAAUUGGCGCUGUGAAUUUUUUAAUUUAUUAUCACUAUAAAUAUUUCUGAAUCUAAGUGGAUAUAUAUAUAUAUAUAUAUAUACAUAUAUAUCGCAAGUGUUCAUUUUAUGGAGCGGGUUUAAUUUACAAAUAAAUGUAUUAUCGAGCUGUUUACUAUGGGAUUGAUAUUUAACAACAGCAAGUAAAUGGAGGCCAUUAUCGGACCUGAGACAACCUUGCAAAGCAGAUGGACAACAUGCGAUUGGUGGUGCCUUCGCAGCAGGUGUACAUAACUACUAACCCGGCAACUAACAAUGUCCGAGGAAGAAUGUCCUUCAUACGUCGUCUAGGAGUGGGCUGCAUCAUCCUGGCUGCUUUGGGGCUGCUUUACGUUCCCGCUUACCACUCGGCGCAAGGUCCGCUCUUUGGAAUAGGAAUAGGUGAGGUUUCAUCCCCUGCUGAAGCAUUAGGGGCAGGUUCAAACUACCUAGAAUCUUCUGUAGCUCAAAUAUCCGGCUGGACGUUUAAUACUUCUAGGAAUGUUAAUUUGUAUAUAAAUCCCGAGAACAAUACAACGAUAACCAGUCCCGAGUUAUCGUGCGUGACCUCGCCGCCUUAUCUUUUGAUAAUCGUUUGCUCGGCGGUAGGCAACCAGAAGGCGAGAGACGCGAUUAGAAACACCUGGGGCAGCGAACAAAAUUUGUAUUACCUGGCGACCUCUUCUACAGUCAAUACUACGGUCAAGAUUGUCUUUCUGCUGGGAGAAAGCACCAAUGACACGCUCAAUGCCGCCAUCCUGGAUGAAAAUUAUGAAUACGGAGAUAUUAUUCAGGAAAAGUUUAUCGAUACUUACAACAACUUGACUGUCAAGUCUGUAAUGAUGCUGAAAUGGGUCACUAUUAUGUGUCCGCAAGCGACUUUUCUCAUGAAGACAGACGAUGACAUGUAUGUCAAUGUCCCUGCGCUGGUUAAAGUCAUCAGAGCUAGGCCAAAUAGCGCAGGGACACUUAUGGGAUCGCUUAUUUGUAAUGCCCGUCCAAUAUCUGAUCCAAAAAAUAAGUGGUACACUCCCAAGUACAUGUACUCAGAGAAAACAUAUCCAAAUUAUUUAUCAGGUACUGGUUACGUGAUGAGCUUAGACGUAGCAUUAAAAUUAUACGAAGCGGCGUUGAAGACGCCCUUGUUACAUUUAGAGGACGUUUAUUUAACAGGUUUAUGCGCUAAAAAAGCAAAACUUCGUCCAGUAAAUCACCCGGGUUUUAGUUACGUCCCGCGUAAGUUAGACUACUGCGUACUUAAAAGUGCAAUUACUGCGCACAAAGUUGAUUCUUCCAAUAUGUACGAAAUAUGGAAUAAAUUACAGAACACAAAUGUAUCCUGCUCUAAUGCAGCUAACAGUGAUAAUACUUCUAAGAGUGUAGCUUUAUUAAAUAGGCAUGGCAGGCAUGUCAAUUAUUACUUCACGAAGAAGCGCGUGAAUAAUCGGUGCAGCUGAAAAACCAAAUUUAUUAUUUUUUAAUGUAAAUGUAAAUAAUUUUAAACCCGGAAAUUAUUAAACUCGGUACAAAUACUUAUCAAAUUAUUUGAAUUUUAGCGUGCCAAUAACAACAAAAAAAAAACAUUUAAAUUAAAUUAUAUGAUCAAACUAUUUUUGUGAACUUCGUAUAGAUAUUAAAAAUAUUAUAACUAUUAUUUCAAAGUACAAUAGAGUGUUUGGACAAUUAGAAGUAAGUAAUUUUUAAAUUGAUAGUUAAUUACGCUUCCA
Molecule: messenger RNA, 1848 nt
Organism: Cotesia glomerata
Lineage: Eukaryota; Metazoa; Arthropoda; Insecta; Hymenoptera; Braconidae
Product: beta-1,3-galactosyltransferase 1-like
Exons: 5
Coding region: 331-1578 (415 amino acids)
Cellular component (GO): membrane
Molecular function (GO): hexosyltransferase activity
Source: RefSeq, a predicted model, not a curated record